GGAAGUGACGUUUCAGAACUGCCUGUGGAACCACGGCGCGCCAAAUUUGGGGGCGAUCGCAGUCAGGGAUAGUUGUACACACAUUUUCUGCAAUAAAACAAGACAAAGACAGCAAGCGGAGUCGAUCAAGACAGAUCAUGGCGGUGCCUUUUGUGCAGGACUGGGACGUUGUACAGACUUUGGGAGAAGGAGCUUAUGGAGAAGUGCGGCUGCUGGUGAACAGGCAGACUGAAGAGGCAGUUGCAGUGAAAGUGAUUGAUACCUCGCAGGCGAAGGAAUGUGCAGAGAAUGUAAAAAAGGAGGCCUGCAUCCACAAGAUGCUCAACCAUCAGAAUAUAGUGCGCUUUUUUGGCCAACGUCCAGAGGGACACACGGUCUACCUGUUUCUAGAGUACUGCAGUGGAGGAGAGCUGUUUGACCGGAUCGAGCCGGAUGUGGGGAUGCCUGAGAAAGACGCUCACAAGUUUUUCCAGCAGCUUGUGGCGGCGGUGGAGUAUCUCCACGGCAUGGGCAUCACCCACAGAGACAUAAAGCCUGAAAACAUUUUACUGGAUGAUAAAGAUAACCUGAAGUUGACGGAUUUUGGACUGGCUACCAUGUUUCGAUUUAGGGGGCGAGAGCGUCCCCUCCGUCGACUGUGUGGGACUUUACCCUAUGUGGCUCCAGAGCUUCUCAGCCAAGCGGAGUACAAGGCUCAACCUGCUGAUGUCUGGUCUUGUGGGAUUGUGCUCACCGCUAUGCUGGCUGGAGAGUUGCCCUGGGACCAGCCCACUGAGAGCUGCCAGGAGUACUCCGACUGGCUCCAAAAGAAAACCUAUCUGUCUCCCUGGAAGAAAAUACAGCCCAUGCCUCUUUGCUUGCUGUCCAAACUGCUUCUGCCCGCUCCAGAAAGCCGCCUCACUCUCCCCAACGUGCAGAAGGACCGCUGGUUUACCCAAGGUGCGAAGGAGCCACCAGCAGGUCUGAGCUCAGGGGAAGUCAGAGCACCUCGCUCUGAUUUAGACUUCAUAUCACGCACCAGCAGUGACGACAGGAUGCAGGUGUCCAGCUCUCAGCCUGACUUUGCACUCAGCCCUGAAACCGCAGUGCUGAACGGUAACUGUGGCAACCACGUGAGCUUCUCCCAGCCCAUCAAACCUGAGCACAUGCUGCUGGGGAGCCAGCUGAUGGGAACCCCAGGGGCGAGUCAGACGCCCUGGCAGAGGUUGGUGCGAAGAAUGACUCGCUUCUUCACCACAGCGAACGCAGAGUCCUCGCUCACUGCUCUGAAAGACGUCUGCUCUGGCUUGUCCUUGGCUUUUAAAGUCUCCUGCACUCGACAGGUGACGGUGAGCACCCUGGACAAGCGCAACAACAAACUCAUCUUCAAAGUCUUCUUGCUUGAGAUGAAUCAGCGGAUUCUUCUGGACUUCAGGUUGUCAAAGGGAGACGGCCUGGAGUUUAAGCGUCUGUUUGUGAAGAUAAAGCAGAAGCUGGGCGACAUCGUGAGUCACCAGAAGAUCCUCCUGCCCAUCACAUGAUGGACUGUGGUGGCAAAACAAACACCAGUGUAUGGACCCUUCUGAAGUCAUCAUGUGAAGGAAAAGAUGUCGUCUGUCCCGGGGUGAUGCCAUCUCCUCAUUGAA
Molecule: messenger RNA, 1625 nt
Organism: Synchiropus splendidus (mandarinfish)
Lineage: Eukaryota; Metazoa; Chordata; Actinopteri; Syngnathiformes; Callionymidae
Gene: chek1
Product: checkpoint kinase 1
Exons: 14
Coding region: 138-1520 (460 amino acids)
Biological process (GO): protein phosphorylation; microtubule cytoskeleton organization; DNA damage checkpoint signaling
Cellular component (GO): cytoplasm
Molecular function (GO): ATP binding; tau-protein kinase activity; protein serine/threonine kinase activity
Source: RefSeq, a predicted model, not a curated record